AUGAACUCUACCGGCGGCUGCCGUCUCUUGGGCGUCGCCCUCGUUGUUGACGACAUAAGCAAAGGCUGCAAUUUAGCCUUCCGAUACCCUUUUCCACCGCGUAAAAACGCGUCUAGUUUCCAUACGCUCCCCGCUCCUCUCUUGGCUAAACUCUUUCGACCGAAGAACGCGCUCUGUAACGCAAGUUUCGAGCUGGUAGUUGAUGAUCUGCGAUUUGUGAGUCACCCCGUGCUCGUGUCUCGGCGGUCACCGACUGCAGCCCCAGUGGACAACGUAGGGAACGACUCGCCCGUUGGGGUGAACGCCAAUGGGGCGUUGAGAGCGUCGUCGUUUACCGUCACAGAGCACGCUUCGACCAAUGGCUCGAGUACUGUUCCUUUAACGUCAGGAAACGAGACGACAAUGUUCAAUAUCAUUUUUGCACUUGAAGACUGUCCGUUACAAGAGUCAAGAGCUGCUGAAGCUUUGGCGGGAUUGUACAAUGGGACGCACCUUUGGCCAUUGCAGCAAGCGGAUGAGGAGGAGCUUUUUGCGAGAAGAAGGAUGAGUGCUCAAUCUUUUCAUACAGUCGCUGCACAACUGGCUAAUGGCCUUUUGCACGAGGAACUACGGGUCGGCUUUGUGUCGAAAGAAGUGCGAGAGCUGCUGCAAGUGAGAGAUGAAGUCGCUCAAAGUGAACGUACUUCAGGGAACAAGUACGCGGGUGUAUCCGGUAUCGGUUCCACUGGAUCAAGUCUGAGUGCUUCAGUUGCAGCAGGGAAUACGAAUGGCAAUGGGACCACGAGUAAUGCCGGAGGCGGAGGUGGAGGUACAGGAAGUAAUGGAGUGAGUUUGGGCCACCAAUAUGAUCACAGAAAGGAUGGCGAGAGUGGAUCGACCAGUGUGGAGGUAGAUGCGCAGACGCUGAUUGACGUAUCACUGGGAAAAAGUGUUCUGGCGAAUGACUUGAAGCGAGUUUUUCAUGGACUUGCAGAAGCUGGAGCUGCUCACGUCGUGCUGAAUGGAUGGGUAAAGCUGUCACUAACGCUCACGGAUGCUGUGACGGUUCGAAUGGCAAGUCUGCGUCCGUAUCAUACACUUUUAUUACUGUCUGACAAGAGUGCAAUUUUGAAUAAGCUGCCUGCAGAUCAUGCCCGUCAGCUACGAGAUCUGGUAGAAGCCGUGAAUCCGUUGAAGAGUUUUCAGGAUAUCGCUCUGGGGACCAGUGUCCCUAUUCAUCAGGUCUUUCGCCUUUCAGCUCAUCUCGUGUAUUGGGGAUAUGGGCGAAUUGUGGAUGCCAUUACGCUGUACAACAUUUACCAGGUAAAUCCGAACGCAGAUUUGCAUGUAAAAUCACCGCUGGCAUUGGAUUUCCGGAGAAAGUUUGCACCCUACGAAUUGGGAGAGGUAUUGUCGACGUUUUCAGGAACUCGUCGCAUUGGCGAACACAUGAAGACAUUGUCAACGACGAAAAAAACGGAAUACAUCCACAUGCUGAUCUGGCUACUACAGCAACGAUUUGUCAUACAGCUCCAUCGCUAUAUCUAUUUUAUGAUUCCGUCGGACGGAGACUACGCAGCUGACGUUGGCACUGGAAGCGUUUCUUCUGUAGAAGGCUCCUCUCUGGCACAUGUAACACCCAGCUUCCACCGUCUGCGGAUGAAUGGUAGCCUGGCAAACGCAACCGCGUCCGGGAGUGUACCGAUAGCUCGGACGCCACCUGGUAGUCCAGCUAGUUUGGCAUUGCUGUCGCCUCCGAUGGUACCAUCAUGUGAACGUUCGGCAGCAGAAGGACAGGGAGACAGCAGAGUGCCGAUGCCGCAAGCGACGAAUGUAGCCAGCCAAUUGCUUUUCACGGACCAAGAGCGUGCGUACCUUGCUAAGAUAGCCAAACCCAAUCCCGUGUUUGCGCUGUUCAAGCGCCUGUGCGUGUAUUUUCACGGAGAGCACCAUAUCGAAGAGAUCAUGUGGCGCGAGAAUCUGUCCCGCGGUGAGCUUCGCACCGUUAUGAGUACGUACCAGGACAUUAUCGUCUGCUGUCUACACGAGUGA
Molecule: messenger RNA, 2031 nt
Organism: Peronospora matthiolae
Lineage: Eukaryota; Oomycota; Peronosporomycetes; Peronosporales; Peronosporaceae
Source: the annotation of a GenBank genome assembly